Messenger RNA from Salvia splendens (bonfire salvia), 5071 nucleotides. RefSeq names its product ABC transporter C family member 4-like. Gene Ontology annotation, cellular component: membrane. Bases 249 to 4709 code for a protein of 1486 amino acids. The transcript has 12 exons. The record is from RefSeq and is a predicted model, not a curated record. Lineage: Eukaryota; Viridiplantae; Streptophyta; Magnoliopsida; Lamiales; Lamiaceae. Gene Ontology annotation, molecular function: ATP binding; ABC-type transporter activity; ATP hydrolysis activity. Gene Ontology annotation, biological process: transmembrane transport.
UACCUUAUUAUAAUUUGAUAUCCUCAGCUACAGGAAUUCCCAGAGUUGCAGCUGUAAAAUAGAAAGCAAUCCUCAACUCAGUUUUGCACUUUGGUGUUUCUAGUUACCGGGAAAACCAAAGAGCAGGAAAAAGCCUCAUUACUUUUGCUCUGACAGUCUGACUGCCAUUCUUAAGUAGGAGGAGUACUAGCAAGGAGCUAGAGCCUAGAAGAUGGUGGUUUGAGACUGGAUUCUCCAUUUUAUAAAAAAUGUCGGCAUCUUCUUGGAUCACCACACUUUCUUGCUCCAGCUCUGUGGCAGGCAGCUCACCUUUGCAAUGGCUAAGAUUCAUCUUUCUCUCUCCAUGCCCUCAAAGAGCACUCAUAUCUGCUCUACACAUCCUAUUCUUGAUCGUCCUCUCUGCUCAUAAGCUCUACUCAAGAUUCUCCACCACUCGCCAUUCGAUCACUACUCCUUUGAUCAACAGCAAGAAUGAUAUUGUUAGAACCAAUAUAUGGUUCAAGCUCGUCUUGCUCGUGUCGUUGUUAGUUGCAAUCUCUUCGUCUGUUUUCUGCAUUCUUGCUAUUAGCAAAACUCAUGAGCUGUCAUGGAAGACCGUGGAUGGGUUGUAUUGGUUGAUCCAAGCGAUUACUUAUCUUGUUAUUGCUCUUCUUGUUGUUCAUGAGAAGAGAUGUCGAGCAUCGAAACACCCUUCCACUCUCCGUGCUUUUUGGACAGUCCAGUUUGCUGUCUUGGCGUUGUUCUUUGCUUCUGGUCUCACACGUUUGAUAUCCUUUCAAGAAAGUGGUGCUGAGUUGAGAGCAGACGACAUUGGCUCAAUUUUCGUCUUCUCUUUAUCCAUCGUGCUUCUUGCAGCCGGAAUCAGAGGGGCGACGGGUGUUGAGGUGGUCACUGAUCAUCACUCUGAUUCAGAAACAAACUUGUAUUCGGAUAAGUCCACCGUGACUGCCUAUGCUUCAGCUUCCAUUAUCUCCAAAACCUUUUGGAUUUGGUUGAAUCCCCUUUUGAAGAAAGGCUACACAGCCCCCCUCAAGCUCGAGGACGUGCCUACCCUCUCACCGGAGCACAAGGCAGAGCGGUUGUCGCGCCUCUUCCAAAAGAACUGGCCUAAACCCGAGGAGAACUCAAACCACCCUGUUGUGAAGACGCUGGUCCGUUGCUUCUGGAAGCACCUCGCCUUCACUGCCUGCCUCGCGCUUCUCAGGCUCUGCGUCAUGUACAUUGGCCCCACCUUGAUCCAAGGGUUCGUCGAUUUCACAGCGGGGAAGGGCACUUCCCCAUACGAGGGAUACUACCUCGUGUCUAUUCUGUUAGUUGCCAAAUUUGUUGAGGUUUUGAGCUCUCACCAGUUCAACUUCCACACUCAGAAGCUUGGUAUGCUUAUUCGUUCCACGCUCAUUACAUCCUUGUAUAAGAAGGGGCUGAGGCUGUCUGGCUCGGCUAGACAAGCUCAUGGGGUCGGGCAGAUUGUGAACUACAUGGCUGUCGAUGCUCAGCAGCUCUCAGACAUGAUGUUGCAGCUCCACGCCUUGUGGCUUAUGCCGAUGCAGAUAUUGGUGGCGUUGGUCAUCCUUUACCAGUAUCUUGGCACUGCCACUUUGGCAGCGCUGGCGGGGCUUGGCUUGGUCGUUCUCUUCGUGCUGUUUCGUACCAGGAUGAAUAACAAGUACCAGUUUCAGAUCAUGAGGAACCGUGACUCCAGAAUGAAGGCCACGAACGAGAUGUUGAGCUACAUGCGUGUGAUCAAGUUCCAGGCUUGGGAGGAACACUUCACCAAGAGGAUUCGGUCGUUUCGAGAGACUGAGUACCAAUGGCUGUCCAAGUUUAUGUACUCCAUCUCGUCUAACAUCAUCGUGUUGUGGAGCACGCCGGCUGUGAUCUCCACAAUUACGUUUGGGAGUGCUCUACUGCUUGGCUUCCCUCUAACUGUUGGGACUGUCUUCACAACAACCUCACUGUUGAAGAUGCUGCAGGAGCCGAUCAGGACGUUCCCCCAGUCGAUGAUCUCCCUGUCGCAGGCCAUUAUAUCUCUGCAAAGGCUGGAUAAGUUCAUGACGAGCACAGAGUUGGUGGAUGGCACGGUGGAGCAUGUUGAAGGGUGCGACAGCGACAUUGCUGUGGAGGUUAGAGAUGGGACUUUUAGCUGGGACGACGAGAGCAGGGAGGAGGUUGUUAAGAAUUUGAAUUUCGAGAUCAGGAAAGGGGAGCUUUCGGCCAUUGUUGGGACGGUCGGAUCAGGGAAGUCUUCCCUUCUUGCAGCAGUUCUGGGUGAGAUGUACAAAUUAUCUGGGAAGGUUAGAGUGUGCGGUAGCACUGCUUACGUUGCCCAGACUGCGUGGAUCCAAAAUGGGACGAUACAAGAAAACAUAUUGUUUGGUUUGCCGAUGAAUGUGGAGAAAUACAAGGAAGCUAUCAGAGUGUGUUGCAUGGAGAAGGACUUGGAGAUGAUGGAGUUUGGAGAUCAAACUGAGAUUGGAGAACGCGGUAUCAAUCUGAGUGGCGGCCAGAAGCAACGGGUUCAGCUUGCACGAGCUGUUUAUCAGGAUUGUGACAUAUAUCUUCUUGAUGAUGUGUUUAGCGCCGUUGAUGCUCACACGGGAUCAGAUAUUUUCAAGGAAUGUGUUAGAGGAAUUCUUCGAGACAAGACUGUUAUACUCGUUACACACCAAGUCGACUUCUUGCAUAACGUUGAUCAGAUCCUAGUUAUGAAAGAUGGCUCCAUCGUUCAAUCUGGCAAGUACGACACUCUACUGGACUCUGGAUUGGAGUUUGCGGCUUUAGUCUCCGCCCAUGAAGCCUCUAUGGAGCUCGUUGAUGUGGAGACAAAAAACGAGGACAUGGCCUCCCCAAAGGUGAAAACUCAAAGAUCUUUCAAACAAGGAGAAGCAAACGGGGAUAGUAACUCGCAAGAGAAAUCCGAGCAAAAGGGAGAUUCCAAGCUCAUCAAGGAGGAAGAGAGAGCCACGGGGAAAGUGAGCUUAGCCAUUUAUAAGCUGUAUUGCACGGAGUCAUUUGGAUGGUGGGGCGUUGCGGCCAUGCUCUUUUUCUCUGUAGCAUGGCAGGGGAGUUUGAUGACGAGUGAUUACUGGCUGGCCUACGAAACCUCAGAUGCAAAUGCGGAUUCGUUCAACCCUUCCCUCUUCAUUUCAGUGUACGCCAUCUUGGCAGCAGUUGCCUUCGUUUUAAUCCUCGUAAGGAGCAUCUUGGUUGCGGUUAUGGGAUUGAGGACGUCCCAGAAAUUCUUCGGGCAGAUUCUUCAUAGCAUCCUGCAUGCGCCCAUGUCGUUCUUUGACACAACGCCCUCGGGAAGAAUCUUGACUCGGGCUUCGACUGAUCAAACCAACUUAGAUAUCCUGAUUCCGUUUUUCACGAGCAUCACCCUCGCCAUGUAUAUAACUCUGCUCAGCAUCUUAAUCAUCACCUGCCAGUACGCUUGGCCGACCAUUAUCCUCGUGAUUCCUCUUGGCUGGCUGAAUUUCUGGUACCGGGGGUAUUACCUCUCUACAUCUCGUGAAUUGACUCGACUUGAUUCCAUCACCAAAGCACCAGUCAUUCAUCAUUUUUCGGAGAGCAUCACCGGUGUCAUGACCAUCCGUUGCUUCAGGAAGCAGGAGAGCUUCUGCCACGAGAAUGUGAAUCGUGUGAACAGUAAUCUGCGCAUGGAUUUCCACAACAACGGAUCCAACGAGUGGCUCGGAUUUCGCCUGGAGCUAAUGGGAAGCUUCAUCCUCUGCAUGUCUGCAUUGUUCAUGACAAUUUUACCUAGCAGCAUUAUCGCGCCAGAGAACGUGGGCUUGGCUCUAUCGUAUGGUUUGUCGCUAAACACGACGCUGUUUUGGGCCAUAUACAUGAGUUGCUUUUUGGAGAAUAAGAUGGUCUCAGUUGAGAGGUUAAAACAGUUCACCGUCAUACCAUCUGAGGCCGAAUGGAAGAAUGAGGACUCCACCCCUCCGCCUAACUGGCCAUCGCGUGGAGAUGUUGAGCUCAACAAUGUGCAGGUCAGGUAUCGCCCUGAUACGCCUCUGGUUCUCAAGGGGAUCAGUCUGAGCAUAUCCGGGGGGGAGAAGAUCGGAGUUGUUGGUCGAACAGGAGGCGGGAAAUCCACAUUGAUCCAGGUUUUGUUCAGAUUGGUUGAGCCAUCUGGUGGGAAGAUCAUCAUCGAUGGCAUUGAUAUCUCGGCACUGGGGCUUCAUGAUCUGAGGUCCCGCUUCGGAAUCAUCCCUCAAGAACCGGUUCUUUUCGAAGGAACUGUAAGGAGCAACAUCGACCCCACAGACCUCUAUUCAGACGAUGAAAUUUGGAAGAGUCUCGAGCGCUGCCAGCUCAAGGACGUUGUGUCUUCGAAACCUGGGAAGCUGGACUCAGCAGUAACUGACAAUGGAGACAACUGGAGCGUCGGACAGAGGCAGCUCCUCUGCCUAGGAAGAGUGAUGCUGAAAAAGAGCAGACUCCUAUUCAUGGACGAAGCAACUGCGUCCGUUGAUUCUCACACGGACGGGGUGAUCCAGAAGAUUAUCCGGGAGGACUUUGCCUCGUGCACCAUCAUAAGCAUUGCGCACAGGAUACCAACGGUCAUGGACUGUGAUCGUGUGCUGGUCAUAGAUGCAGGGCUGGCCAAGGAGUUCGACAGACCGGCUCACUUACUCGAGAGGCCAUCGUUGUUCGGGGCACUGGUGCAGGAGUACGCCAACCGGUCAGCAGAACUGUGAUGAGUCGAGAUUGUCAUUUUUGCAAGCUAAAUAUGGAGGGAGGGGAAAUAAGGGCACAAGGCUGUUAACAACAGUUAUUCUUAUAAAAUAUUUAUGUAUGUCUCAAUUCCGAGAUGGAGUAGUAUUAAUUCAUAAUUUGUGUUUGCCAGAUUUUAACAGAUUUAGUUCGUUCUAUUUAUUUUUCUGUCUACUGUGCCUUAUCAUAACUCAAUGAACAGAAAAUUGUAGGAGUAUGUAGCUUAGUAGAUUAUUGUGAAAUACUUAUCCAUAUGUUGUUUAUUCAUGUAAACAGUUUAUAUGCUCUAGCCGACAUUUUAUUUCGUUGGAAUUUAAUUUUAUUAUGACAUUUAAUAUUUAUUUAA